Messenger RNA from Ficedula albicollis (Collared flycatcher), 348 nucleotides. Its product is annotated as bifunctional lysine-specific demethylase and histidyl-hydroxylase NO66-like. The record is from RefSeq and is a predicted model, not a curated record. Lineage: Eukaryota; Metazoa; Chordata; Aves; Passeriformes; Muscicapidae. The coding region runs from base 1 to 348 and encodes 115 amino acids. The transcript has 3 exons.
AUGGCACGAGGCAUCCUCCUGCUGGGGCUCCUCGCCCUGUGCGUGCAACUGCAGGCAGCACCCAUUGCAGAGUUCCAUGGAGUAGCUCCAGCUGGGUGGCCACCACCAGGGCAGCUGGGAAGUACCCUGACCCUUGAGCCUGAGAAAGAGCCCAGCAUGGUGCCUGACAAUGAUGAUGGUGACGGUGACAAUGACAACAACAGCUCCAGUAGCCAUGAAACUGGUGACUCCAAUAGCCAUGAAACUGAUGAGACCAAUAGCACUGAAACUGGUGAUGAUGGCAACAGUGCUGAUGACUAUGAUGGUGAUGGUGGUAAUAAAAAUCAGCUUUGUGAUGGCACUUUGUGA